UCGCGGUCUUGAAAGACCACUUGCGACGGUUUUGCUUGGGACAUUGAGUUUGGCUAAGGAUAGUCGUGGACGUUCGUGCUGAAGUAGAGCUGCAGCGUUUCCUACUAGUAAGCUUUUACGGAGAGGAACGAUGCACCGCGUUAUUUGGCUUAAGACAGUUUGUAGAUGUGUUAUUCAUUUUUGCGAGGUUCAAUGCAACUUUUGGAAGUUUGUUAGGCUGUGUUAGAAUUCAUUAAGUGGUGGCCCCCGCUGGCCCCAUCCCCCCCACCUUACGCAUACUGAGACUGACUGAUGUCUUACGGGAGGGCGGUCCCUUUAAAUUGCUUUUGGCUUGCAUUGUCUGUUAAGAGCUCACUAAACCCAGCAAAAAAUGAAUAUGAAGGCAGUGAGAUGGGCCGUGCUUGUCGUCGGCUUAGGCUAUGGAAUCCAUGAGCGAAGAGCUUUCCUUAAACGGAAGGAACAAACCGAAUUGAGCGAACGGUUGAAAAAACAGGAGCGUUUAAUACAGGAGGCGAAACAACUCUACCGCUUACAAAAAAAUGGACUCGCAGAUGCUAUGCAACAAAAAAGCACUCUUGCAACGAAUUCGCAGCCGGAUGAACGGCUAGACGUGAACUCUCCAAAUUUUGAUUUGGAAGAGGUAUUUAUCAAAAGCUUCGACAAACAAGCUUAGUUAGUAAUGAACGUGUAAUGAACAACGAAAAUUUGAACUGAGUAUGAGUACCAACGAGUCAUUCACAGGUGACCAAAAC
Molecule: messenger RNA, 752 nt
Organism: Schizosaccharomyces japonicus yFS275
Lineage: Eukaryota; Fungi; Ascomycota; Schizosaccharomycetes; Schizosaccharomycetales; Schizosaccharomycetaceae
Product: F0-ATPase subunit E
Exons: 3
Coding region: 371-673 (100 amino acids)
Biological process (GO): proton transmembrane transport; proton motive force-driven ATP synthesis
Cellular component (GO): mitochondrial inner membrane; membrane; proton-transporting ATP synthase complex
Molecular function (GO): proton transmembrane transporter activity
Source: RefSeq, a predicted model, not a curated record